AUGGCCGACACCACUGAACACACCGACACGGCAAACUCCACGACCGACGUGGCCACGGCCGUGGACGAAAAGGGUGUCCGCACACCCAUCCACAGCGACCACAACAGUGAUCCUGGCGUGGCCGAAAAGACAGUCGACGUCGAGGCUGCUGCUGCUGCUGCUUCUGCUGCUGCCUCAACCUCCCCCACCGACAACACCGCGUACCCGUCCGGCUUCAAGCUGGUCGUGCUCCUCAGCGCCGUCAUGGUCGACGUCUUUCUGGUGGCCCUCGACCAGACGAUUGUGGGCACGGCCAUCCCCAAGAUCACCGACGAGUUCCACGGCCUCAGCGAUGUGUCGUGGUACGCGGCGGCCUACUUUAUGACCUUUGGCGCGGCCCAGGCGUCGGCCGGCAAGGUCUACAAGUACUACAACCUCAAGUGGAGCUUUCUGGCCUCGAUGCUGCUGUUCGAGGCCGGCAGCCUCGUGUGCGGCGUGGCGCCCAGCUCCAAGGCGCUGGUCGUGGGCCGCGCGCUGGCCGGCCUGGGCGGCGCCGGCCUGUCGGUGGGCGGCACGAGCAUCGUGGCGCUGGCGGUGCCGCCCGUGCAGCGGCCGCUGAUGAUGGGUGUCGUGGGGGCGACGUAUGCGGUGGCGGCGGUGCUGGGCCCUCUGGUGGGCGGCGCCUUCACCGCCAGCGUCUCGUGGCGGUGGUGCUUCUACCUGAACCUGCCGCUGGGCGGCGCGGCGGCCGUGGCCGUGCUGGUCUUCUUGGACGCGUCGUCGCAGCCGCCCGACGCCGCACGGGCGGCCACCACCUGGCGGCAGAAGCUGCUGCACCUCGACCCCGUGGGCAUCGCGCUAGCCAUGGGUGCCAUCACGUCGCUGAUUCUGGCGCUGCAGUACGGCGGCAACACGCACCCGUGGCGCAGCAGCGUCGUCGUCGGCCUGCUCGUGGGCUUCGUGCUGCUGGUGGCCGCGCUGGUCGCGUGGGAGGCCUGGCUCGGCGACUACGCCAUGCUGCUGCCGCGGCUGUUCCGGCAGCGCUCGCUCUGGGCCACGGCGCCGUUCCAGUUUUUCUUCAUGGGCGCCUACGUGGUCCUGCUCUACUACCUGCCGCUCUACUUCCAGAGCAUCCGCGGCGCCAGCCCCAUCCGCUCGGGCGUCGACAACCUGCCGCUCGUCGUCACCGCCACCGUCUUUGCCGUCGUCGGCGGCGCCGUCGUCACGCAGACGGGCCGCGCCCAGCAGGUCAUGCUGACCGGCGCCGCGCUCGCGACCGUCGGCAUCGGCCUCAUCUACUCGUGGGACCAGACCACGUCCACGGCCCGCUGGGUCGGCUACCAGCUCUUCACCGGCGCCGCCAUGGCCUUCGCCAUCAUGCACGGCCUCAGCAUCGCCCAGGCCUACGUCGCCGCCGACGACAUCCCCGCCGUCACCGCCAACCUGCUCGUCUUCCAGACCGUCGGCGGCGCCUUUAGCACCUCCAUCGGCCAGGCCGCGUUCGUCAACCGCCUGCUCGCCGUGCUGCCGUCCACCGCGCCCCGCGUCGACCCCCGCCUCGUCAUCGUGACCGGCGCCUCCGAGCUGCGCAACGUGUUUGCUGCUGACGUGCUGCCCGGCGUCCUGGACGCUUACAUGGCCGCGCUCAAAGCCGCCUUUGCCGUCGGCAUCGGCUUCUGUGGCGUGGCCGUGCUGUGUUCGCUGGCCAUUCCCACGAAGCGGCUCCCCAAGGCGGCCGGGGAUGCAGCAAUGGCGGCCGUGGCGUAG
This is a messenger RNA of Sporothrix schenckii 1099-18, 1746 nucleotides long. Its product is annotated as efflux pump antibiotic resistance protein. Bases 1 to 1746 code for a protein of 581 amino acids. The transcript has a single exon. NCBI's taxonomy places the organism in Eukaryota, Fungi, Ascomycota, Sordariomycetes, Ophiostomatales, Ophiostomataceae. Gene Ontology annotation, biological process: transmembrane transport. Gene Ontology annotation, molecular function: transmembrane transporter activity. The record is from RefSeq and is a predicted model, not a curated record.